This is a messenger RNA of Cokeromyces recurvatus, 537 nucleotides long. RefSeq lists its product as uncharacterized. The record is from RefSeq and is a predicted model, not a curated record. The annotation marks the transcript as partial. Lineage: Eukaryota; Fungi; Mucoromycota; Mucoromycetes; Mucorales; Mucoraceae. The transcript has a single exon.
CUAUAUAACACACCUCUACCUCGUGAACCCUCUUUUGCAUACUUAGGCAUUCAUAUAAAAGCUGGUGGUUCUAUUGAUACUGCUGCUCUUAGUAAACAAAACACGGCUAAAGCGCGAUCUUCAAUGAACCAGAUAGCAGUUCUCGGUGUCAACUCAAAAGGUUUUUGCCGUCUCCUUUCAGUUCGUUUUUAUGUCCAGAUGAUCAGAUCACAACUGGAAUACGGCCUUGCCAUCGCUGUUCUCAACGAUUCUCACCUUAAGCAACUAGAAGCCUGCCAAAAUGAAUGUUUUCGUCGCAUAUUUGGCGCCUCCCUGCGAUCCUCUACUAAAGUGAAGCUUCACAUGACCCACCAACCGUCGAUGAUGAACCGAUCCAUAAUACUCCAGACAAAAUACCUAGUACAAUCCAUGAAUUUACCUGUUGAUACUCUGCUCUCCAAAUUACUACUCCACUUGGAGACGUCUGCAAAUCACAUCACAAUGGUACAAGCUAACCAAGAACUCUUUAUGGAGAGAAUGCACCCGCAAUUUGGAUGA